CCCUUGAAGCAGGCGCACCUGUCCACCUCCACCCCUAAAAGUCGCGCGCCCAACCAUCACCACAACCAUCUUGCCAGUGUAAACACGGCGGCCAUCUGGUUCACAACGUCACUCGUUUUUGCGCCAGUACACAUCGGGGAAUCAACUUGCAGCCGCGAUUUCACCUCAAAUUUGCUGGAUUUCUAGAUCGACUUCCCGGACAGCUCCACAGCUGCAAUGGCACCGCCGCGACAGAGCAACGUCCGCCGACGCGAGACUUCAACAGGCGACUUCCACGAGCUUGGCGUGAAGGGACGAAAGACUGGAAUUGAACUGCCAGACACCGGCGCACGCGACGAACAUGGCAUGCAGCCCAUCGACGGGCUGUUUUCUUCGCCAGAGAAGGACAAUGGAUCCCCCGACGAUGAAAUGACACGCGGCGAGCAGGACAUGGAGCUAGAAUCGGAAUCCGGCCCUGGACCUGCGUCUAUCAUGAAGAACCACCCCCGCCUUGUACCCCGAGGAAUGUCGCCGCGCAAGACGAACCUCGGAUCGCCUGCGAUGCGGCACCCCAGCUUCGGUCCCUCGUCAUCGCCGACCAGGUUGUCACCUCAACGAAGGUCGCCUCCCCCGUCGCAGUCCAACCGCGGUGGGUCGGUAUCUCGCCGACUCGACUAUGGGGGUUCCGGUGCCGAAUUGAGCGGCAGAUACCCGAACGGAACGAAUGGUCGCACGCUCUCGACGGCGGAUGAGGAAGACGAGGAUGACGAGCAGGCCGCGUUACAGGUGCGGAGCGGAUCUCCCGCAGAGAACGGCGACGAGGAGUCGAUGCAAAUGGUCGGCAUGGACGGCGGUGACGAACCCGAGCCCGAGCCCGAGUCGGAGCCGGAACUGCCGGAGCCUGAAGAAGAUGCCGAGGAGUCUGAAGUCGAGGCGCCAAAGCAGCCCGCCAAACGCAGAGGCCGUCCACCCAAGGCCAAACCGCCCGUUGAGGAGGAGGCGGCCGAGGGGGUACCUGCAGGAUCGGGUAACGAGUCGGAAGAGCAGGCACCCACCAAACGGAGAGGCCGUCCGCCCAAGGACAAGGGUAAGGCCAAAGCAGAUGCGCCCGAACCGGAGCCCGAACCAGAAGCCGCCGCCGCCCCAAAGCGCAGACGUCCGCGGAACUCCGACGCAACCGAGGCGGAGCAGGAAGAAGCCGACGACCGCUCGUCCAAAAGGCAACGGACAGAGCCCGCGAAGCCUACGGCUGGGAAGCGCGGACGGCCCAAGGCCGUUCCCCAAGAGGAAGAGGGCGAGUCGUCCAAGACUGCCAAAGCCGACUCCAAACUCAAGGCCGGCCCCAAGGGCAAACCCGGCCGCAAACCGAAGGCCGCCGUUGGCGACGACUCGAUUCUGGGCGUGGUGCAAAAAGGACCACCCAUGCCCAAAGCGCGCGGCCUCGUCUCGCAAAAGCGACAGCAGGACCCCCACGCAAUCACUCAGACGAGAUCCGGCCGCCAGUCGUUCCGACCGCUCGCCUUCUGGAAGAACGAGCACGUCACUUACGACGAGGACGAGGCCUUCGAAGAUGGCAAGAAGGGUGGCCGGUUUCUGCUGCCGAGCGUCAAAGAAGUCGUCCGCGUCGAGGAGGAAGAGCGGGAGGCGCGGAAAAACAAAAAGGCAAAGGGCCGCAAGCCCACGGCCAAGGGCAGAAGGCGGCAGGCCGACUCGGACGACGAGGAGGAGCCCGAAGCGUGGGAGCAGGAUCCCGGCAGCAUCGAGGGUGAGAUCGUCGUCUGGCUGCCGGAGCACGAGUUCAACCCGCCAGCUAUCAACGAGCAGGUUGAAAUUGACGAGGACCGCAUCGCCGUGGCGGCGGGCGCCAUCCAGACACGCGAUAUCCGAGAUGCGACGUUUCGGUUUGCCAAGACGCUCAGCCUGCCCUUUUUCGGUUCGGGCGUCGUCGACCUCCCACCGGGGGCAGAGAAACGACCCAAGAAUUCGCGCAAGAUGCAGAUGGUCUUUUUCGUGUUUCAAGGCAAGGUCCUCGUCACUGUCCACGAGACACAGUUCAGAAUCAGUGCCGGCGGAAUGUGGUUCGUGCCGAGAGGCAACUACUACAGCAUCCAUAAUGACUAUGACGCACCCGCGCGCAUCUUCUUCGCCCAGGGUUGCGAGGUUAGCAACGGCUUGGCGCAAGGGGCUGGCGGCUCUCAGGACACGACCAUCAUGGGUUGAGCAUUGGUACCCCCUGAUGGAAGCGAAGGACGGUUGAUCUGUUGGCUUUAUUUUUCCGAUGCAAGUUAUCGGCGGCUUGUGGCUGGGGAGAUGUUUGUUUCGCCUUCUUGGGAAGCUCCCCCGGCCCGGUAUUAUUCCACGCAUACCCUUCAGUGGUGGUAUCUCUUUUCAAUUCGGUCACAGCAGUGGUUGUGGGUGACAUCUUUUUAGUUCCAGAAAAAGGGGGCAGGCAGACCGGGCGAGCAUGCGAAAUGAUGGGCGGAAAGUCGUCCCGACGUGCAGUGUCGUGUGAUGUGAGCGAAUUAGGAUUAUCACGAGGCGUAAGCGGUCUUUUUGGGUUUGCAUCAGAGGCGGCAUAAUCAUACCAAGAUCAACCGAGAUGUGUUUGCAAAAUGGUACCGUCGGUCAUGCCCAGUUCGAGUGCUCGAUGUUCGAGAUGGACGGCGGAAGUCUGCCGUUUGGUCCCUUUCAGGAGAGGCGCGUUUCCAUC
Messenger RNA from Colletotrichum destructivum, 2689 nucleotides. RefSeq names its product Putative centromere protein C/Mif2/cnp3. The transcript has 4 exons. Gene Ontology annotation, molecular function: centromeric DNA binding. The record is from RefSeq and is a predicted model, not a curated record. Lineage: Eukaryota; Fungi; Ascomycota; Sordariomycetes; Glomerellales; Glomerellaceae. Gene Ontology annotation, cellular component: kinetochore. Gene Ontology annotation, biological process: attachment of mitotic spindle microtubules to kinetochore; spindle attachment to meiosis I kinetochore; kinetochore assembly. The coding region runs from base 217 to 2199 and encodes 660 amino acids.